Meyerozyma guilliermondii ATCC 6260 is the source of this 1449-nucleotide messenger RNA. RefSeq names its product mRNA splicing protein. The record is from RefSeq and is a predicted model, not a curated record. Lineage: Eukaryota; Fungi; Ascomycota; Pichiomycetes; Serinales; Debaryomycetaceae. Bases 1 to 1449 code for a protein of 482 amino acids. The transcript has a single exon. Gene Ontology annotation, biological process: regulation of mRNA splicing, via spliceosome. Gene Ontology annotation, cellular component: nucleus. Gene Ontology annotation, molecular function: mRNA binding; zinc ion binding.
AUGGAAAAUCCAGCUUCUUCCAGACCUACAAAAUGGUCUGGGACUCCGUUACGACAUAAAACCAUCGAUGGACAAAAACUCGAUACCAUUAUAUCUGGCCAUCUCACCUCCGAGCAGCUCGAUGCGUACCAGCAGUACUUCAGAAUCGAGGAGAUCAGCGACCUUUUACGAACAUCCAACAAACGCAGAGUUGGUGUACUUCUGUUGUUGCCUUCUGGAAAGCCACAAGAGAACCCAAACCUAAAGAGAGACCCUUCCCCUCCUCCCAAGUAUGACAAUUAUGGCAACAGAGUCAACACUCGCGACUCGUUAAUGGGCCUUUCACUCGAAAACGAACGCCAUUACCUUGUGGAAAAGGCAGCUUCUACCAUCAAGUACUAUAUGUCUCCACUUGACUACCAUAAACCCGCCAAAAUCUACGAAAAAUUGUAUAUACCGUUGAAAGAUUUUCCUGACAUAAACUUUGUUGGAUUACUUUUGGGGCCCCGUGGAAAUACCUUGCGUCAAAUCCAGGAAGACAGUGGUGCAAAACUAGCAAUUCGAGGAAAAGGAUCGGUAAAAGAUGGGAAAUCAAGUGGCAACGUUAUAACGGAAUCAGAAGAGUCUGGUGCACUCAUGUCUCCUAAAUCGUUCGCUAAUCCGUUUGUGGACAACAAUAGUGAAGACCUCCAUGUGGUGAUUACAGCAGACUCGUCCAGGAAAAUAGAAAAAGCAAUCAUGUUUGCUAACGAAAUCAUCAAUAAGGCCAUUUCGUCGCCGAUGGGUCAAAACGACUUGAAGCGUGGUCAAUUGCGAGAAUUAGCCAUCUUGAACGGUACACUUCGUGAGUCUCGUCCAUUUAUCCCUGAAGAGGAAAGACAAGCUCCACCUGUGAUGGAUAUAUCUCUGAUUGUGUGCAAAAUAUGCGGUAAAGUUGGACAUUUUGCAAGAGAUUGUAAAUUAAGAAACCGUAAUGAAAGUGCUCCAGAAAGAUCCUACCAGCCCCCAGAACCACAAUAUGCUCCAGAGGAAGAGGCUGUCCCUGCUUCAUAUAGUUACGAACCUCGUCACAAGGAAAAUGGCAGACGAAGGGACGACGAUGCUUCUCUUCCUCCAUGGAAACGCCAAAAGCCUUCAAUCCCUUCAUUGCCUGUGUCCCCAUGGCAAUCACAGCCUCCAAUCCCCACACCAUUGGCUAGGUCCACACCGCCCAUGCAAACACAAACUCUUCAAAAUACAAAGCCAAAACCACCUCCAGGUCUUCAUAUGGGAGAAAGACCUCCGCCUCCAGCCAAUACGCUAAAGCCCCCACCUCCAGCAACCACUUCAAAACCACCACCACCCACAACUAUAUUAAAACCACCACCUCCAUCUUCAGCGCCCAAACCACCACCUCCAACAAGCAAGCCCGUACCACCUGCGAAACCCGCUCCUCCACCUCCCACAAAGAAGCCGGAUCCUCCUUCAUAA